AUGUCCCACUCGACUCUGAUAGGAUCAACAAGCAGGCUGUCUUUACGGACAGCCGUUAUUCCCUCUCUUCUCAAUUGCACCGCUUCAUCAUCAUCCUCCACCUCUGCAUCAUCGUCUUCUCGUGCAUCAUUCCACACAUCCUCUACCCCGCUGGAAUCCAAACGCAAGAUCGUCGCACGUCAGAAGAAACAAAAGAACCUCGCCCUCCGUACCGAGCGGUCAAGGCAAGACGUCCAAGGGUUGGUAGAUCCGAUCUUGGGGGACCUGAAGCCGGAGGUUAGGACGGGUGGUUUUUUCGCUCGUCAACAGUCUGGCAGCAAUGCCAACAACAACAACACUGCGAAGGAGGAAGUUGGAGGGAAAUAUGAACGGAGCUUGUUGAAGAAGGUGGUACUCGACCGGCAAUCGAUCUGGUUCUCCCAGCCUCCUCAAUAUCCUUCGCAGUACACCGUGGAGAAUAGCGGUUUUCCCGCUCCGGUCCAGCCGGCUGUUUAUACCGGCUCGCUCUCUUCCACCUCGGAAUCCACCUCGGACUCUACCUCGACCUCGAACCUCAACUUGAACGCGGACCAAACCUUCCUCUUCAAACACCUCCCAGAGACCCUCCUCUCUUCCCUCCCAGCCGCCCAAGCUGCCAAGCUCGGCAAGACCCCUUCUCCCGCAGAGAGACGCGCUUAUGAGGAGGCGGUCGCUAUGGAGGCUAAGAUGAGUGAACAGACUAUGAGGGUACUUGAUUUGAGGAAUGCCGAUGCGAAGGGGGUCAGGAAGGAGAGUGUGAGGAGGAUCGUCGAGGUCUUCGGGGGAGAUCUUAAUGCCAACAACGACAAUAAUGGCAACGGUGACGGAGCUAGUGGGAAGGCGGACAAGGAGCCUGUAGCGCCCAGGAUGAACACCGGCCACCCAACAGUAACCUCCGCUAUCCUCACUCAUCGUAUCCACCUGCUCAACACGCACCUUGCCGCUAAUCCUCGGGACGUCCAUAACAAGAAACGUCUCCGAGAACUCGUCCACCAACGAGCCAAGAUCCUUUCGUACUACAAGAAGAGGGUGGGCAGGCGGGGAGGAGAGGGAGAGGGAGCGUAUUUGGGGUUGUUGGACAAGUUGGGGUUGGAUAGGCGGGGGGUUGAGGGGGAGUUGAUCGUCCGGUGA
Messenger RNA from Filobasidium floriforme, 1149 nucleotides. RefSeq lists its product as uncharacterized. The transcript has 2 exons. The record is from RefSeq and is a predicted model, not a curated record. The coding region runs from base 1 to 1149 and encodes 382 amino acids. Gene Ontology annotation, cellular component: ribosome. Gene Ontology annotation, molecular function: structural constituent of ribosome. NCBI's taxonomy places the organism in Eukaryota, Fungi, Basidiomycota, Tremellomycetes, Filobasidiales, Filobasidiaceae. Gene Ontology annotation, biological process: translation.